This is a messenger RNA of Dermacentor silvarum, 2674 nucleotides long. Its product is annotated as solute carrier family 22 member 7. Gene Ontology annotation, molecular function: transmembrane transporter activity. The transcript has 4 exons. Bases 1 to 2376 code for a protein of 791 amino acids. Gene Ontology annotation, biological process: transmembrane transport. NCBI's taxonomy places the organism in Eukaryota, Metazoa, Arthropoda, Arachnida, Ixodida, Ixodidae. The record is from RefSeq and is a predicted model, not a curated record. Gene Ontology annotation, cellular component: membrane.
AUGGUCAAGAAGAAGCGACAGAAGUCUUCUUGCACUGUGGCCGACGCCACCUCACAAAGCGCCCGCACGGGCGCCGUCGAUCGCACCGCAGGCACCACUGACGCCAGUGUGAAGGUCAGCCACGGGUCAUCUGCGGUGGACGCUAGACCCUCGAACGCGCAUCCGGAGAAAAUGCUGGCGCCGCCCUCGGACCCUCGAGGCGGCAAAGCUCAUUCUUCAGCGCACAGACCCAGAAAGGCCAAGAAUAAGCGACACAAGGCUCCCUCCGCUCUGGGAGAAGACGCCCCGGCAAGCACCACCAAAGGCACGGAUAUAGCGGCGCUACGCAUCGUCGAAACCACCGCAGGCGCUAAAGACGCCGGCUGCGUGAACACACGCCGUUCAUCGGCGUUCACGAUGCUGUCGCCGCCCGGCCAACUGGAACGCAGCCAGUCCGGCUUAGGACCUCAGGGCACGCUUGGUGCCACGACUUCGGCCUCUCACGUCACCGACGCCGUGGCGCCGCUCGAUUACGUCCUCGUCUUCGGUCACGGCAAGUUCCAGUGGAUCAACCUGUUCUGUACGCAGCUGACCAUCUUCUGCACCGUGGUCCACGCCGUGGCCAUGUUGAGCCUGGCGCGGCCCGUCGACCACUGGUGCAGGCCGCCGGUCGGGUACGGCAACCUGCUGCCCGAGAUGUGGAAGAACAGCAGCAUCCCCGUCGAGGAGGACGGUUCGUACAGCCGCUGCUUCCGCUACGAACCCCCGUUCGCACCGUACGACGUAGGCGUCAACUUGUCUUCGACGGUUCCCUGCGACGCCGGAUGGGACUAUGCCGCUUCGAUCCACACCUCUAUCACAGCCGAAUGGGACCUAGUGUGCCAUCGACGAUGGAUAUUGCACGCGAUGAUGGCAAGCUACAUGUGCAGCGCGGUCGUCUUCAUGCCGUUCACGGGUGUAGUGGCCGACCGAAUCGGUCGGACUCCGGUGCUGGUCGUCGCGCUCUUCGUCCUGAUAGCCGCCGGCACCACGCUCGCAUUCGCCACCACGCUGCUCGUUUUCACCAUACUGCGCGUCUUCAUCUCCGUUUCCUCCGGGACCCUGCUCGUCGUGUCCGUGGUGCUGCUGUUCGAGGUGACCGACUCGUCGCGUCGCGUGCUCUACAGUUCCGUCGCCAUCGCCGGCGGAGUUUCGGCCGCCAACGUGUACGGCGAGAUCAUGUACGACCUGGCCAACGAAUGGGCACUCAUCCAAAUGAUCAACAUGCUCCCCAGCGUGCUACUCAUCGGCGCAGUCCACAUCGUCCAGGAGUCGCCGAACUGGCUCCUGGCCACAAACAGGGUCCGGCGGCUGUGCAAGGUAGUGAUGGCGGCGGCGCAGACCAACGGCGCCGACCUCAAACGCGUAGCCAAGCAUUUGGACGUCAUUCGCAAGGAGAACAGGCGGUCCAGAAGUGAGAGCUUCAGCGAGGGGGUCAACGAGGCGUCGCCCCUGGAGGUGCUGACAAACCCGUCGUUUCGCUCCGAGACCCUGGUGGCGUUCGGCUGCUGGUUUCUGGCGAUGAGCCUCUUCCACGAGCUCCGGGGUAGCCGCGAGGCCCGAUACGUUUACUUUGUCCAGAUCGCGCUCGAAUGUCCCACCGUGACGGCCAACAUCAUCUUGCUCGAGCGCAAGGGACGACGCAUCGCCACCGCCAUCAGCAUGAUCGUUCUCGCCUGUCUCGUGGCGGCGCUCGGUGCCUUCUCCCUCGUUUUACCGGGUAAGGCCUACUUCAAUCACCGUGGUUUUAAAGGGACCCUCGCUGAACUGAAUCUGUUUCGGCGAUUAGAUCAGUCUUCCGGAAAACUUCUGCUUAGCACACACAAGAAACGAGGACACAAGGCAGGAACCACUCUGGCCAAAGGUGGCGGUGACAUUAAGCCCACCAAAUUUUGGAAACCACCCAUUGCAGAUACUUCGGGUGCCGACGGUUUGGCGCGCCACAUUGAGACGGCGCUCCGCGUGGCUGCAAUGCUGGCCGUCGACUCGGUCGUAGUCAGCCUCUGCGUCAUCACAGUCGAGAUGUACCCGACAGUGCUCAGGGUCAGCGGUCUUGCCUUCGCCUACGUGUGCGGUCGGUUGGGCGCCAUCUCCGCGGCUUUCGGGAGCUCCGACUCUCGCCUGGGUCGGGGCAUCCAGUUCGGCGUGGUCUCGCUGCUGCUGGUGGCGUUCGGCGCUCUGGCCCUGGUCGUGAUGCCCGAGACCACCAAGAUACACGCCACGAACACGUUCUCCCCCGUCGUCGACGCGCGCACUGCCGACAAGUGGAUGCUCGACGCGCCGCUCAGGCUCGCCCGGGGUCGGCGAGCGUCGAGCGUGGCCGACGAGCGACGCAAGAGCUCGGGCGCCUCGCGGUGAAGUUUACCGAGUAACGACGACGUGAUUUCGGCACCACGUGCUUAUUUUAACUUCGACGGAACUCUUCGAGAGUCCAGCGACCGCAUAAAAAAUAAAAGCACCCUUUGCGCCACGGAACCAAUGUCAUUGAAAGGGCUAAGCGAGUCGGAAAUAAGCAUGCAGAUAGUUUAUUUCUUUGUUAUCGUGGACAUUCUUUUGUGUGUGCCGAAGAUAUAGACUGCUGUCAUGUCUGUGUAGGAAUUCUCCAGUGGGGACAGUAUCCUGUGCACCACCGAAGCACAGACAAUGCAGCAGUGCC